UCUCCUAGCACUUCGCCAUGCACGGCUGCACUGCUUCAUCCGGUUGUCAGAUCGGGGUUCACCUGAAUCGCACUCCUCCAGAAUGGCAUAUGGAUCGAGCACGAGUACGCUUCUACCUACCCAUCAUAUGUCGUUCUUUCUUGCGUCGUCAACCUACACGCAGUACAGGUCUUACCAGCAAGGGUAAUCAUGAGCGCUUCUCAGCAUUCGGAAGUAGGGCCAUGCACGUUUCAGAAUCAAGAUGACAGGACAGAUUUAGCACUAUCAGCAGCCGGGAGGCUCUGCGAUCUCAUAUCCGAAGGAGGAGCCUCAGCAACAUUACAUUUCGACACUCAGCCUAGGCGAUGGUCAAAAUUACUGAUCAAUGCACCAUGUAAUCCGAUCUGCGCAUUGACCCGACUCGAUGAUGCAAGAUUCCUUAACUCAUCUUCCUUCGCAGUGACAUACGUGCAGCGAGUAAUGCACCAAGUCGUGGAUAUUGCACAAGAAUCGGGUUACAUGGUAGUGACUCACGCUACGGCUGAGGAGCGCCUGAAACAGAUCACCGAUCGGUCUUCGUCAAUGGGCUAUGAGCCAAGUAUGUCUGCUGAUGUGCAGCGGAGGCGGCCCUUGGACAUCGAAGCGAUCUUGGGCAAUGCCAUCAGAAUAGCCCAAACCCUAGGAGUUACGACCACGAAUUCGGAAGCCUUAUAAAUACCACUUCGUGCGCGAGAUAUGUCUAUAGCAAAUUGAGGUAG
This is a messenger RNA of Neohortaea acidophila, 737 nucleotides long. Its product is annotated as ketopantoate reductase PanE/ApbA C terminal-domain-containing protein. The transcript has a single exon. The coding region runs from base 190 to 693 and encodes 167 amino acids. Gene Ontology annotation, cellular component: cytoplasm. Gene Ontology annotation, molecular function: oxidoreductase activity. The record is from RefSeq and is a predicted model, not a curated record. NCBI's taxonomy places the organism in Eukaryota, Fungi, Ascomycota, Dothideomycetes, Mycosphaerellales, Teratosphaeriaceae.